Molecule: messenger RNA, 1569 nt
Organism: Helicoverpa zea (corn earworm)
Lineage: Eukaryota; Metazoa; Arthropoda; Insecta; Lepidoptera; Noctuidae
Product: protein OPI10 homolog
Exons: 4
Coding region: 183-794 (203 amino acids)
Biological process (GO): protein import into nucleus
Cellular component (GO): nucleus; cytosol
Molecular function (GO): nuclear import signal receptor activity; Hsp70 protein binding
Source: RefSeq, a predicted model, not a curated record
GACAUUUAAUUUAAUAACACCGCGCUAUAGCUACAUACAACAAGGUGUAGAAUCUAGAAAGAAAUAUCAGCAGGCAAACUGGGGAAAAAUGUUUCUAGAAUAAAGUGGAAUUCAGGCUGUUUAGGUUAUUGUGUGUAAAAGGACUAUUUAUUAGUUGGAUUAUUACAAUUAAACAGAUUAAAAUGUCUAAUGUGUUUGGUUUAAUUGUAUCGGGUCGUCUCGUGCAGACAGACUUUGCAACGUUGUCAGAUACUCAGUUCCUCAUUACCAUCACUGAGGCGGACAAUAUAAACCAUGCGGUGGUGUUCUUAACGGGAGUCGCGCCGCUGCCGGUCGGCACGGUGGGCAUGGUGUACUGGAGCUGGCCGGAUCCCGCGGCUCCUCCCAACUGGCAGCUUCUCGGUCAUAUAUCUAAUACGAAACCUUCUGCCAUUUUCAAAAUAGGAACUUUAAAGAAGCUACAUGAACUAUCUAGGUUUACAGGUGACAAUAAAUUCAUAAGUGCUUUUGGGCAACAGCAGAUUUGUCAUAAUGCACAGAUUGGUAUAUCUAUUGAGCCUGAAUCUAAUGUUCAACUGGUGGCUUCUUCCAUUGCCCAGCAACAGAAUAAUUACAUAACGUUUGCCCAGAAGAUGUUAGAGAAUCUAGUGAACUUUGUGGCGUCAUUCUCUGUGACACAGGAGCAGAUGACAGCCACACCAGGAGUGUCGUACAUACCACUCAACACUCUGCACACGUGGUACCAGAACUUUGAGCGGAGACUACAACAAAACCCCAACUUCUGGAAAAACUAGUACUAAUGUCUGCUAACCAGGGGGCUUAGUGCCAACAUGCAUGUUAAAUGUUGACUUAAUUGUGUAGUAUUUACUUUUAGUAAUGUUAAUUUAAUUCAUCAUCCUCCGAGCCUUUUUCCCAACUUUGUUGGGGUUGAUUUCCAGUCUAACCGGAUUCAGCUGAGUACCAAUGCUUUACAAUGUUUAUUUAAUUGAAGCUGCCAUUCGUGUAUGCUUGUCUUGUCAGUGCUGCCAAAACUGCUUUGAAAGGAAAUAUUCGAAUCAUGUGAGCUAACAUCCGUCUCUUAAAUUAAGCCAAGUCGUUAUCAUAAUUUUGAGAACAUUUCUCUUGUAAAACGCACACUAGGCCCUAAGGAAUUCAAUGCAAUGUCUAGAAUUAUGUUCAGGUUUUUAACUGAAUGUAAACAAUUUGAACCAUCUUCAAUUUCUGUGUGACUUUAGUACACCAGUCAGUGUAGUGAUGACUGGUAACAUAUUAUUAUAACCAUAUUAAAAUAUGGAAUUUUAGGUUAUGUAUAAUUUGUAAUUCAUAGGUGAUGUGAAAAAUACAAGUAAUGCCCCACAUUGGACUUAAAAGUAAGCUUCGAAUAAAACUGCACUUCAUUUAAAAUAGUUACUAAGAGCAAUACUAUGUAUGUCUAUUCUUCCACACCACAGGUGAAGAACAAGGCACUUUUUUUGUGGUGUUUCAGGAGGCCUAUUUCAACCAUAUUUGGCCUUAUACAAUGAAUGCAACAGUUUCAUUAUUACCUAUAAUACACUUUCUUAGGGAAUA